Molecule: messenger RNA, 423 nt
Organism: Pteronotus mesoamericanus
Lineage: Eukaryota; Metazoa; Chordata; Mammalia; Chiroptera; Mormoopidae
Product: keratin-associated protein 9-3-like
Exons: 1
Coding region: 1-423 (140 amino acids)
Cellular component (GO): keratin filament
Source: RefSeq, a predicted model, not a curated record
AUGGCCUCCUGCACCACCAGCUUCUGUGGAUUUCCCAGCUGCUCCUGUGGGACCGGUGGCUCUAGCUGCUGCCAGCCAACCUGCAGCCAGACCGGCUGCUGCCAGACCGGCUGCUGCCAGACCGGCUGCUGCCAGACCAGCUGCGGUGGGACGGGGUGCGGGGCCGGCUGCGGCCUGGGCUGCGGCCAGGCGGGUGGCUGUGGAGCCAUGAGCUGCCGCACCAGGUGGUGCCGCCCUGACUGCCGCCUGGAGGGCACCUGCGUGCCCCCCUGCUGCGUGGUGAGCUGCACGCCCCCCACCUGCUGCCAGCUGCACCACGCCCAGGCCUCCUGCUGCCGCCCCUCCUACUGCGGACAGUCCAGCUGCCGCCCCGCCUGCUGCUGCUACUGCUGUGAGCCCACCUGCUGUGAGCCCACCUGCUAA